AUGACUUGUUGGGAAAAACCACAAUUCGACCAUUUCCAACAACCAGUAGUUAUCACCAAUAAAUUAGUCGAUAAUAAUGAAGAAUAUGAGGACGAAGAACUAAUAGCCCAACGACAUUAUGUAGUAUUUGGAGACCAAGAUGAUUUAGCUCCUUUAGCUGAAA
Messenger RNA from Funneliformis geosporum, 163 nucleotides. The record is from the annotation of a GenBank genome assembly. Lineage: Eukaryota; Fungi; Glomeromycota; Glomeromycetes; Glomerales; Glomeraceae.